UAUUUUUCCAAUUUCCCAAUUUUUUUUUUCCCAUCAACCCAAAGAUUAAAACUUUUUAAUUUUGUCUCCCCCAAAACCCAAUUUAAACACCACUGCUUAAACACACUCGAAAAAAAUAAAUAAUUUUCCCCCCUUUUUUCUCGCACAUUAUUAUGGCUUUUCAUGUAGCUUGCCCAAUUACCUGCCGGAAGAUAUGUUUCUGUGCGUUGGGUUAUCCGGGGAGGUUGCGGAGCGAGAAGGGCAAGGAGGACUUUUUGCAGGAGGUUGCUAGGGUUGAGAAGUUUCUGAGUGAUCCGUGGUUGAUUAAGGCGAGAGAGAAUGCCACGAUUCAGGUUCAGGUUCCCAAAGUUGCUGUCUCGGCGCCUCCGCCGCCUCCGCCGCCCCAAUUUCCGGCGGCAGCGGCUGUGUCGGUCGGGGUUGGAGGAGACGACGCCGCCGCGAUUGAAGCGGCAUCCGCGCAGGUGAAGAGGGUUGCGCUGCAGAAGCAAGCUGCUGCCGCGUCGAUUGUGGCUGAGGAUUACGCCAGGAGGUUUGAGUCUGGUGAUUUGCUGACUUCCGUAAAUGACGGUGCUGGAGAGGAGCAAGGUCAGUCAACUGCCAAAGUACUGUGCCGGUUAUGCUUUUCUGGUGAAAAUGAAGGAAACGAAAAGGCAAGAAAGAUGCUAUCUUGCAAUAGCUGCGGCAAGAAGUAUCACCGAGGCUGUUUGAAAUCCUGGUCUCAGAACAGAGAUCUUUUUCACUGGAGUUCUUGGACUUGUCCCUCUUGUCGUACAUGUGAGGUCUGCAGACGAACAGGAGAUCCAAAUAAGUUCAUGUUCUGUAAAAGGUGCGACGGUGCAUACCACUGUUACUGUCAGCAACCUCCACACAAGAAUGUCGGCCAUGGGCCUUAUCUGUGUCCAAAACAUACCAAGUGUCAUAGCUGUGAUUCGGCUGUCCCUGGAAAUGGCCUAAGCGUAAGGUGGUUUCUGGGAUAUACUUGUUGUGAUGCUUGCGGAAGAUUGUUUGUGAAGGGAAAUUACUGCCCCGUUUGUUUGAAGGUCUAUAGAGAUUCUGAAUCGACUCCUAUGGUAUGCUGUGAUGUCUGUCAACGCUGGGUGCACUGUCCAUGUGAUGGGAUCAGUGAUGCAAAAUACAUGCAAUUUCAAGUUGACGGAAAUCUCCAAUACGUUUGUCCAACAUGCCGUGGAGAAUGCUGCCAGGUUAGGAAUCUCGAAGAGUCUGUUCAGGAGCUUUGGAAGCGAAGAGACGAAGCUGACAAAGAUUUGAUAGCAAGCUUGAGGGCAGCUGCUGGUUUGCCAACUCAGGAAGAAAUAUUCGACAUUUCGCCUUUCUCCGACGAUGAAGAAAGUGCGCCCCUGCCGAAGAAUGAAUACGGCCGUUCGUUGAAGUUUUCUCUAAAAGGAUUUGGCGAUAAAUCACCUAAAAAGAGCAAAGAGCAUGGGAAAAAAUCUUCAAAGAAGAAGCACAACAAGAAAAAGGGGAACCGAAGUUUUGGUGGCGACUUCAAGAAUGAAGAGAUGCAAAUUUCUGGCGAACCCACCGCCUUUUCUCCUGUGGCUGGAAGUUUGACAGAAGGUACAAGUGCAGUGAAGCACAAAAACGUUGAUGAGGUUUUGACGACUAAUGUGACGAAAGGAUCUAGAACUAUCAAGAUUAAGAGUAAUAAAUCUAAUGGCUUAGCUAACAAGGACGAAACUGGAACUAAUAGUGGCGCGCCCAAGGCAGCACCAAAGCUUGUUAUACAUUUGGGUGGGAGAAGUAGAAAUACGAUUAGUCCUCCAAUACCUGACGCUGCUCCGAGUGUUAAAACGGGGAAAAACUUCACUUCAUCAAAAGGACAAGAAAUAGACGAAAAGAAUCAAGUGAAAGAUUCGAAGUUACGAGAAAAAGACGGCCGCUUUAUAAAGCUCAAGAAUCCCAAUUCAGGACCAUCUAACGUUACCUCAAAAAUGACAGUAGGAGAAUCCGCCGAAGAGUACAAACCCGUUUCUCCAAAGAUCACAUCUUCUGUACUGGGAAAAAGAGUUAACGAAGACAGUAGUGCAUACACAAGGAGUGGGAAAAGACAUACCUCAGUGAAGCAAGCGGAGGAUGAGUCCGUUUUUGGUGAUUUAGUUGAAGAAAAUAGUACAGUACCUACAAUUUCACAGUCUUCGGUUAAAGAUCGAAAGCCUAACUUGAAGUUCAAAAUUCCCAAGACUUGUAAUGAAGGAAACCAAAACGUCUCCAGUAGUUUGAAUACAGUAAAUCAAAGUCCACUGCCACUUGCUGGGAAAGAUGAGCUAAUCUACACAAGGGGUCAAAGGUCAAAACGAAAGAGACCAAUCGGAGAUCAAAAUGAAGACAACGCAAUCAAGGACUUUACGGAUGCCAAUUGGAUACUGCAGAAGUUGGGAAAAGAUGCUGCUGGGAAAAGAGUCGAAGUUCAUCAGCCAUCCGACAACACCUGGCAUAGAGGAACGGUGAUAGAAAUCUCUGAGGGUACAUCGGCUGUUUCGAUCGCACUCGAUGAUGGAAAUGCAAAGAGUUUUGAACUUGGGAAGCAAGGAAUCCGUUUCGUCUCUCAGAAGCAAAAGCAUUGGAUUUUACUUCUUUUUCGGGGAUUUUUAAUCUUUCUCAAUAGAAGCUCGUUUUUUGAAGCAUGUAGUCGAAGAAGCUUCUAGAAGGUAUCUGCGUAAGUCUGAAAAUGUCGGGAAGUGAUGGAGCUGCCGGCUUCGAUUUCGUACAAUUUUAUUUUAAUUAAACUCGGUUAAGAUUAGAUAUUUGGUUAUUGCUGUGAUUAUGGCCAUAAUUUUCAUACUCUUUGUACUCUGUUUUAUGUAAAUGCAUAGAAUUAAUUAUCCAUGUAAAGCAACAAAUGAUAUUCCAUUGGGAGCUUUAAUUACCCUUUUAUCUCAUGCAUGUUUUU
This is a messenger RNA of Erythranthe guttata (spotted monkey flower), 2911 nucleotides long. The record is from RefSeq and is a predicted model, not a curated record. Lineage: Eukaryota; Viridiplantae; Streptophyta; Magnoliopsida; Lamiales; Phrymaceae.